AUGGAAUCAAUUUGCCUCCCAAACACAAAGAUUAUAUGGUAUGUCCUACCAAAAUACGAAUCAGUGUUCGUCAGUGGCGGAACUGGCUUCAUUGCCCAACAUCUCAUCAAAUUACUUCUUUCUAAGGGAUGCAAAGUUGUCGCUUCAGUUAGAUCAAAAGAAAAAGGUGAAAAACUAGCCAAUAAUUUUGGAUCGAACAAAUUUUCUUUCGAGAUUGUAGAUGCAAUUGAGAAAGAGGGAUCCUUUGAUGAGGCAUUAAAAAAGCAUCCAGAAGUAACUGCUUUCUUCCAUACUGCUUCACCGGUAAUUUUCGCAACCGAUGAUGUCUUGAAUGAUUUGAUGUUACCUGCUGUAGAUGGCACUAAAUAUCCCCUUAUUUCCUUAAAGAAAUAUGCGUAUCAGGUUAGAAAGUUAAUUGUUACCUCUUUGCGUGCUGCAAUUGCGAGCCAUGAACAAUAUUCCAAUCCCAACUAUAUCAUCGAUGAGAAAUUCUACAACAAUAUUUCAUGGGAUGAUUCAUUAGUCAACGGGUUAAAUGGCUACUAUGGUUCUAAAACUUACGCAGAAAGGGCAGUCUGGGAUUUUAAAAGAAACGAAUACCCGAAUUUCCUGGUUACUAUGGUUAUGCCAACUUUCACUAUUGGUACCCGAGCAUUUGAUUCAGAAGUUUCACCUACCUUAAACGUUACUGCUGAAUAUAUUUACCAAUUAUUGAGUUUGAAACCAACAGAUAAAAUUCCUGAUAGUAACGACAGUAUGAUCGAUGUGAGAGACAUUGCAAAGGCGCACAUGGCUGCAUUGGAAAUUGAAGGCCGAGGGUGA
Molecule: messenger RNA, 822 nt
Organism: Debaryomyces fabryi
Lineage: Eukaryota; Fungi; Ascomycota; Pichiomycetes; Serinales; Debaryomycetaceae
Exons: 1
Coding region: 1-822 (273 amino acids)
Molecular function (GO): oxidoreductase activity, acting on the CH-OH group of donors, NAD or NADP as acceptor
Source: RefSeq, a predicted model, not a curated record